AUGACCGUGUUGGCGACCCCGGAAGAACGAAUCGCCUUUUCCUUCGGCGCCACCUCGCUACUCGCCCAUCUUUUGACCAAAAUCCUGGUCUGCCGCUUUUAUUUCCAGUUCCCCAUCGCAAUACAUGUGCUCCAGAAUUUGGCAACGUUGUUUUACAUCGAAACGCAACGGGCGUUUGACAAGGUCGACCUGGGCCCCUAUGCCUGGGAACGGGGCCAACAGCUUGCUGUUCCUUCGCUACUAUUUGCAGCCUCAUCAUGGCUAUGGACUUCUUCGCUUGAAGGGCUGGCCACACCAUCAUUCGCGUCUUUUUACAGCUGGAACUCGGUGCUCGUACUCGUGAUCGGCGGGUUUCUCCUCAAGCACCGCGGAUCUGCCCAUCGCGGCAUUUUCAGCGUGCUCGGAUUGGCGCUGUGCACUGCAGUGGCAGCGAAUCUCCACCUGGCCAUCGACGGACCGUCAUUGUUUUAUGGGGGUGCGGCCGCAAUCUGCCAAGCCGCAGCCUGGAUUUGGCUUGAAAAGCUGACAGCCACAAUCUCGACAAUGGAAAUAACCUACAUUACCAGCUUCAACUCUCUACUCCUAUUUUUCCUGUGCGACCUAGCGAAGGGCGAUAUUCGCGAAAGCUUCAUGUUUAUGAUGUCGACGUCCGAUAUUCCGUUCUACUUCUUCAUGUCGUGCUUCUUACUUACUAGUGUUCGACUGAAUUUCCAAAGAAUCGAAUGCUUGGCGGCGACAGGUUCCUUGACAACUGCCGUUAUCACCAACAUCAAAACUGCGCUUCAGAUGAUCUUGUCCUACUACCUGGGCGCGCAGAAGUUCUACGAUUUUUGGGGCGGACAUCCCCACCCGGUGCACUGGUUGGCGUUACUCGGGACAAUCGUGUUCGCCUACAUCUACUUCCGCCAACGAACGGCCCAGCAAAGCGCAAAACCUUACGGGCUCGUCGCCGAAAUGGCCGUUUUUGGCGCCUUCUCAUUCGCGAUGCUCGUUUUCGGA
Molecule: messenger RNA, 999 nt
Organism: Mesorhabditis spiculigera
Lineage: Eukaryota; Metazoa; Nematoda; Chromadorea; Rhabditida; Rhabditidae
Source: the annotation of a GenBank genome assembly